AACAAUUCAUUUUUCAUUUGCUUUUUACAUUUGUCAUAUUAAAUUAGAAAAUCAUGUUCUCGUUGAGGUUCCCUAUUGCACUAAAAAACAAUCUAAUAACUUAUCCACCAAAGAAAACAACUAAGCCUGCUCCUUCUUCUCAUUACCUUUAUUCCAAAAAUUCUCAAUCACACCUAUUCCCCUCACAACCCAUGAUCGUUACCAAAUGUGACACUAGGGCUGCUGUUGCAAAUAAUAUUCCAAAAGUGGCACUUGGGGACGAGGUGGAAGGAGGAACUUCCCUAGAUGAAGACUUGACGAUGCCGGCAGAGCUGAAGAUGGAGCUGAUGCCGAAGCAUGUGGCGGUGAUAAUGGACGGCAACAGACGAUGGGCAGAAAUGAGAGGGUUGCCAUUGUCGGAAGGAUACAUAGCCGGCAUUAAGUCAUUGAAAAGGAUGGUGAAACUAUGUUUAAGCUGGGAGAUCAAAGUUCUCACUAUUUUCAUGUUUUCCACCGAUAAUUGGGCCCGCUCAAAGGUGGUGGUUGAAUUCUUUUUCAGCCUUUUAGAAAGAUUAGUAAAUUCUGAAAUUGAAGCAAUCAUGAGAGAAAGAAUUAAACUAUCUAUGAUUGGAGAUUCUUCAAAGUUCCCCAAGCCUCUACAAACAAUGAUAACUAAUGUUGAGGAGAGUACUAAGAAUCAUUCAAAACUCCAAAUUAUUGCAGCAAUUAACUAUGGUGGGAAACAUGAUGUAGUCCAAGCAUGUAAAAGUGUGACCAAGAAAGUGCAAGAUGGCAUUAUUCAUUUGGAAGACAUUAAUGAAAACAUAGUUGAAAAAGAAUUGGAAACAAAUUGUACCGAGUUUCCUUAUCCGGAUCUACUAAUUCGGACAAGUGGAGAACUUAGAGUUAGUAAUUUCUUGUUAUGGCAAUUGGCAUAUACAGAGCUUUACUUUAAUCGACAACUUUGGCCAGAUUUUGGAAAGUCUGAAUUUGUAGAGGCCUUGAGUUCAUUUCAAAAGAGACAAAGACGUUAUGGUGGACGACAUUCAUCUCCAUCUAUCCAGUAAUAUGUUUGUUUUUAUCUAAAUCACCUUGUUUUCAAGAGAAGAUAUGUUCUCAUAAUAUGAAGUUUGGUUGUGGUGGUGAUGAUAAGAUUAGUUUAUCUCUCCAUCUCUCUAGGAAUAUGUUUUUAUAUUAAUCAUUUGAUUUUCAUGAGAAGAAGUUUUUAUAAUAUGAAGUUCGGAUGUGGUGGUGAUAUAUAUGUUGUAAUUGAAUAUUAGCUUGAAUAUAUAUGGACUAUAGUUUGUCGA
Messenger RNA from Trifolium pratense (red clover), 1289 nucleotides. RefSeq names its product dehydrodolichyl diphosphate synthase 2-like. The coding region runs from base 54 to 1046 and encodes 330 amino acids. The record is from RefSeq and is a predicted model, not a curated record. Gene Ontology annotation, biological process: response to cold; plastid membrane organization; polyprenol biosynthetic process. Gene Ontology annotation, cellular component: chloroplast stroma. The transcript is spliced from 3 exons. Lineage: Eukaryota; Viridiplantae; Streptophyta; Magnoliopsida; Fabales; Fabaceae.